This is a messenger RNA of Physella acuta, 376 nucleotides long. RefSeq lists its product as uncharacterized. NCBI's taxonomy places the organism in Eukaryota, Metazoa, Mollusca, Gastropoda, Physidae. The record is from RefSeq and is a predicted model, not a curated record.
CCUACUCAAUUUCGACAAGCUGUUUAGAACAACGAUGUACUUCACGUGUGUUCUGUGCACCUUUGUUUUACUCUUAUUUCAAAGACCACUAUGUGCGGAAACAAACAAUGAUGAAGAUAAAAGAAUUUCUUCUGAUAUCCAAACACCCAAUCUGAAAAGUUUAGAACUAUUCUUAGACAGAAGCAAAGUUAGACCACCACCACCGUUCGUGUGUGUUAGGAAUGAAAACUGGGCUAAUGAGGAUCAAUGGACUACCCACUUAAUGAGGAAAAAACUAGCCUUAUGUGAUGUGAAACCAGAUGGGGAAAAGGGAAUUGUCGUACUGGUACGAGCUUUAACUAUGUUAAAUUUUAUUUAUAUGUGUAAAUUUAUUUAA